UCAAACGGAAUACUAAUGCCAGCAUUUCAAUGAAAUUCACACCGAAUCGCGACUUUGAAGAUGUAAAUACCGAUGCUCAAGGCAUACUGCUUGAUGUGCCACUACCUUUCCCGGGUUAUUAUGGCACAAGUGCUUGUCCAUUCAUUUAUGAUGCAGAAGGAGAAAACAAAGUAGGUUGUCCGCUGAAAGCCGGAGAAACAUAUGUCUACAAAAAUAGUUUCAAAAUUUUGCCCGUAUAUCCGACCGUCAGUCUGACAGUACAUUGGGGACUUAAUGACAAAAAUGGAGACGCUGCUUGUUUCGAGAUACCUGUUAAAAUAAGAGCUUAAAAUUGUUCAUUUCUAAGUAGAUUAAGUUCAAGAUCAACAAUUUUUUUCUUUUCAGUUUAAACUGCGUUUUGAUAAGCCUAUAAAAGGCAGUUAAAAUGAAUAGAGAGUAUAGUGGGGGUUUCAAAAUUUUGUAUACCUGAAGUCAAAAAAUGGCACACAAAUGCAUAUAUUAAAAACUAUGUGUGCUGGCACCGUAGACGUAAACACUCAAUUUGUUAUUACUUUUUAUAAUAUUUUUUUUAAUUUGUAUAAUAAAACAAAUAAUAAAAGAA
Molecule: messenger RNA, 601 nt
Organism: Teleopsis dalmanni
Lineage: Eukaryota; Metazoa; Arthropoda; Insecta; Diptera; Diopsidae
Product: ecdysteroid-regulated 16 kDa protein-like
Exons: 1
Coding region: 30-329 (99 amino acids)
Biological process (GO): sterol transport
Molecular function (GO): sterol binding
Source: RefSeq, a predicted model, not a curated record